AUGGCAUCAUCAUCCUCACAGCUGAAGGUUCUUUCGCCGAGCGUCCACUACACGGACGAACAUAUUGAUGUGGACUACCAGUAUCAAACGACAACGGUGGUUAGCAGCGGCCCAAGCGGAUACACGGUGAAACCUGAAACUACGGAGUUGAACAUCCGAACCGGGCGCAAUGUACCGCGGAUGGGAUUGAUGCUGGUUGGCUGGGGUGGCAACAAUGGUUCGACGCUAACCGCCGCCCUGGAGGCAAACAAACGCAACCUGGAAUGGCGUACCCGGCACGGCAUCCAGAAGGCCAACUGGUACGGUUCGAUCACACAGUCGUCCACGGUACUGCUCGGUUCCGAUGCGACCGGCCAGGAUGUGUACAUCCCGAUGAACGAGCUCGUGCCGAUGGUGAACCCGAACGAUAUCGUCGUCGAUGGGUGGGACAUCAGCUCGUUGCACAUCGGCGAUGCGAUGAAGCGAGCGCAGGUGCUCGAGGUGGAACUGCAGGAUCAGGUGUACAAACGGUUGUCGCAGAUGCGCCCACGGCCAUCGAUCUACGAUCCGGAUUUUAUUGCCGCCAACCAGGCGGAGCGUGCGGAUAACACGAUUCGGGGCACGCGCUACGAGCAGUACCAGCAGAUCGUGAAGGAUAUCCGCGAGUUUAAGCAACAGUCCGGCGUGGACAAGGUGGUCAUUCUGUGGACGGCCAAUACGGAGCGGUUUGCUGAGGUGAAGGAAGGUCUGAACACCACCAUGGCUGAUUUGGAGCGUUCGCUGAAGCAGAACCACACGGAGAUCUCUCCUUCGACGAUCUUCGCCAUGGCCGCCAUUGCGGAGAAUUGUAUCUAUAUCAACGGAUCCCCACAAAACACGUUUGUGCCCGGCGUGAUCGAGAUGGCGGAACACUAUGGGGCAUUUAUCGCUGGUGAUGAUUUUAAAUCAGGACAAACGAAGCUAAAAUCCGUGCUGGUAGAUUUCCUCGUAUCGGCCGGCAUCAAGCCCGUGUCGAUCGUCAGUUACAACCAUCUGGGUAACAACGAUGGCAAGAAUCUCUCGGCCCCGCAGCAGUUCCGCUCGAAGGAGAUCUCCAAGAGCAACGUGGUGGACGACAUGGUUGCAUCCAAUCACAUUCUGUACGGUGCGGACGAGCAUCCGGAUCACUGUGUCGUGAUCAAGUACGUGCCGUACGUUGGCGAUAGCAAGCGUGCGAUGGACGAGUACACCAGCCAGAUCAUGCUCGGUGGUCACAACACGCUGGUCAUUCAUAACACCUGCGAGGAUUCGCUGCUGGCCACACCGCUCAUACUCGAUUUGGCUAUUUUGGGCGAGCUCUGUUCGCGCAUUCAGAUUCGCCGCAAGGAGGCGGCGGGUGGAGAGUUUGUUCCGUUCCGGUCGGUACUUUCGCUGCUGAGCUAUCUGUGCAAGGCACCGUUGGUACCGCAGGGUACACCGGUCGUAAAUUCGCUGUUCCGUCAACGGACGGCAAUCGAGAAUAUUUUGCGUGCCUGUGUCGGUUUGCCACCGUUGAGUCAUAUGACGCUGGAGCACCGUUUCGAUUUGCCGAUCGGCGAGCGCCAGUCGGAGGAUGGUCAACACAUUGCCAAGAAGGCACGGGUUAAUGGUGCGACACCCUUCGCGAACGGUACCAGCGAGAAAUGUAACGGUGUGCAUAAUGGUGAUGCUCAUGCUUCGGAGGAAGUAAGCAGUCACUAA
Messenger RNA from Anopheles marshallii, 1698 nucleotides. RefSeq names its product inositol-3-phosphate synthase (gene Inos). The transcript has 3 exons. Lineage: Eukaryota; Metazoa; Arthropoda; Insecta; Diptera; Culicidae. Gene Ontology annotation, molecular function: inositol-3-phosphate synthase activity. The record is from RefSeq and is a predicted model, not a curated record. Bases 1 to 1698 code for a protein of 565 amino acids. Gene Ontology annotation, biological process: inositol biosynthetic process; phospholipid biosynthetic process. Gene Ontology annotation, cellular component: cytoplasm.